CUCAAGCUCAUCGUUUCUAUUUUCGUGACACUCCCUUCGGUCCCUCUGCCUAUCACCUAGAAAUCCCCUUUUCUUAUUCCCACAGCCCAUCAUGAAGUCGGCUCUGGCUCUCCUCGCGGUGCCCCUUGUGGCAGCCCUCCCCUCCGCCAAGACAAGCUCCCUGAAGCAGAGACAGGCCGGCGCCAGCAUCCACGACGCCUUCGUCGCCGCGAGCAAGGAGUUCUUCGGCACCGCCACCGACCAGGGCCUCCUCCAGCGGGACCCCAACCCGGCCAUCAUCCAGGCCAACUUCGGCCAGGUCACGCACGAGAACUCGAUGAAGUGGGAGAGCCUGGAGCCCAACCGGGGCUCGUACAACUGGGGUCCCGCCGACGAGGUCGUCGACUGGGCCAUCGCGAACGGCAAGCUCGUCAGGGGCCACACCCUCGUCUGGCACUCCCAGCUUCCGCAGUGGGUGGAGGGCAUCACCGACGCCGAGGAGCUGCGCGAGGUGAUCCGGAACCACGUCAGCACGACUGUUGGUCGCUAUGCUGGCCGUAUUCACCACUGGGAUGUCGUCAACGAGAUCCUCGCCGAAGACGGCUCCCUCCGCGACUCGGUCUUCUCCCGUGUCUUGGGAGAGGAGUUCGUCAGGAUUGCCUUCGAGGUGGCCCGGGAGACCGAUCCCUCUGCGGUUCUCUACAUCAACGACUACAACCUCGACCAGGCCAACUAUGGAAAGGUCAAUGGCAUGGUUUCGUUUGUGCAGAAGUGGGUUGAUGAGGGCGUCCCCAUCGACGGCAUCGGCACGCAAACUCACAUCUCCCCUGGAAUGGGCGCCGGUGUACAGGCUGCACUAGAGCAACUCGCCUCCGCCCCCGUGAGAGAAGUGGCCAUUACCGAGCUCGACAUCGCGGAUGCCCCUGUCGAGGAGUAUACCGCGGUUGUCCAGGCCUGCCUCAACGUCGAGAAGUGUACUGCCAUCACUGUAUGGGGAGUCGGCGAUGCUGACUCUUGGAGGCAGGGUGAUAACCCUCUGCUCUUCGAUUACAACUUUAACCCCAAGCCUGCUUACGAUGCCAUCAUUGACUUGCUUUCUUAAGCGGUUACAUGAUUCGAGGUCAAUGUGAAUACAGGUCCAGACGGGGCAUGGACAGCUUUUUCCUUCUUUUUUUUUUUCUCUUACAUAUAGUCUUGAAUACCAC
Messenger RNA from Sodiomyces alkalinus F11, 1184 nucleotides. Its product is annotated as endoxylanase. The transcript is spliced from 4 exons. The coding region runs from base 92 to 1081 and encodes 329 amino acids. NCBI's taxonomy places the organism in Eukaryota, Fungi, Ascomycota, Sordariomycetes, Glomerellales, Plectosphaerellaceae. Gene Ontology annotation, biological process: carbohydrate metabolic process. The record is from RefSeq and is a predicted model, not a curated record. Gene Ontology annotation, molecular function: hydrolase activity, hydrolyzing O-glycosyl compounds.